AUGCCAACCAAAAAUCGCCUAAGUCUUUCCCCGUUUAAAGCGAUUGCUCUCUGGCUACCAUCACUCUUGAUCAUGUACAGCAGCCGCGGUGACAGAUACGGCGAUUCUUCCUCUCGUGGCGAUCGUGGGCUCGAACUUGGACAGGUCUUGUGUCAGUGGGACCUGUCGAAGCUGCCAGUCUUCGAAAAGAACUUUUACUAUGAGCAUCCGGACGUAACCAAGCGCUCGGAAGACGAGUAUGAGAAGUGGAAACGCGACAAUCAGAUCAUCGUGUCAGGCAAGGGAGUGCCCAAGUGCGUGCUUUCGUUCGAGGAGGCAUCUUUUCCUGAGUACGUGUUGGAGGAGGUAGUGCGUCUGGGCUUCGACAAGCCCACACCUAUUCAGUGCCAGGGCUGGCCCAUGGCUCUCUCAGGACGAGACAUGGUCGGUAUUUCGGCGACAGGAUCUGGCAAGACGCUGGCUUUCUUGCUGCCAGCAAUCGUGCAUAUUAACGCACAGGUUCGUAUUCUUCAGAGUCUUUUCACAAAGUUGUGUAUAGCACACGACGGCUGUUCACGCUCUGACAAGAAAAAGCAGCAUGCGAACACCUCAAAUCCCUCGGCGCUCGCUUGUGUUUGCUUUCUCCCUUACCUGCAGCCCGGCGAUGGUCCGAUUGUGCUGAUGAUUGCCCCUACGCGUGAGCUGGCUGUUCAGAUCCAAGCGGAGUGUAACAAGUUCGGCGCGAGCUCCAAGAUCAAGAACACGUGUGUGUAUGGCGGCGUCCCCAAGGGCGGCCAGAUCGCUGAUCUUCGUCGCGGAGUGGAGAUCUGUAUCUGCACGCCUGGCCGUAUGAUUGACAUGCUCAGCAUGGGCAAGACGAACCUGCGUCGUGUGACGUACCUGGUGCUUGAUGAGGCUGAUCGCAUGCUGGAUAUGGGUUUUGAGCCGCAGCUACGCAAGAUCGUGAGCCAGAUCCGACCUGACCGUCAGACGCUCAUGUGGUCGGCGACGUGGCCCAAGGAGAUCGUGGCGCUCGCCAACGACUUUUUGACGGACUUUAUUCAGGUGACUGUUGGGUCAUUGGACCUGACGGCGAACAAGAGGAUCAAACAGAUCGUCGAGGUAAUGGACGACCACCAGAAGUACAGCUCGCUGCAGGACCAUCUGCGCGACAUCUACGAGGGUGGCCGUAUCAUUAUUUUCUGUGAGACGAAGCGCGGAGCUGAUGAACUGAGUCGGAACUUGCGCAACACUCGCUACAUAUGCAAGGCCAUUCACGGUAACAAGUCGCAGGAGGAGCGUGACUAUGUGCUGCGUGAGUUCAAGGACGGCAGGACGCAGAUCCUAGUCGCUACUGAUGUGGCUUCUCGUGGUCUGGACAUCAAAGAUAUUCGCUACGUGGUAAACUUCGACAUGCCCAAGAACAUUGAGGACUACAUCCACCGUAUCGGUCGUACAGCUCGUGCUGGCAACAAGGGAACGUCCAUCUCCUUCUUCACGGCUUCCAACAACGGCAGGUUGGCUGGUCCUCUCGUGAAGAUUAUGGAGGAGGCAGAGCAGGAAGUGCCUCGUGAGCUACGCGACCUGGUUGGUCGCGGUGGCGGUGGUGGACGUGGCCGCGGUGGCUUUGGCGGUGGCCGUGGCGGCCGUGGUCGCUGGUAA
Molecule: messenger RNA, 1641 nt
Organism: Phytophthora infestans T30-4
Lineage: Eukaryota; Oomycota; Peronosporomycetes; Peronosporales; Peronosporaceae
Product: ATP-dependent RNA helicase DBP2, putative
Exons: 8
Coding region: 1-1641 (546 amino acids)
Cellular component (GO): ribonucleoprotein complex; nucleus; cytoplasm
Molecular function (GO): RNA binding; ATP binding; RNA helicase activity
Source: RefSeq, a predicted model, not a curated record